This is a messenger RNA of Monopterus albus (swamp eel), 2274 nucleotides long. RefSeq names its product alanine aminotransferase 2-like. NCBI's taxonomy places the organism in Eukaryota, Metazoa, Chordata, Actinopteri, Synbranchiformes, Synbranchidae. The transcript is spliced from 13 exons. Gene Ontology annotation, molecular function: pyridoxal phosphate binding; transaminase activity. Bases 324 to 1799 code for a protein of 491 amino acids. The record is from RefSeq and is a predicted model, not a curated record. Gene Ontology annotation, biological process: biosynthetic process.
CGGCUUCCAGGCUCACAAAGACACUGUGAAAACUGUUGGCUGCUGGCCUCUGGGAGCAUGGCACAGACUAAGCUGUUCCAAAGACAACCGUUAUUCGACAUGUAAAAGCCAGAGAGGAGGCCAGUGAGGAGCCCCAGCCAAUCAGGAGCAGAAGCGGGUGUGAGGCGUGGCGCUCGGCUGGGAAUAUGAACACAUGCUCAACGGUCACUCGGACCAUGGAGGAGCGGGAGAGAAAGUGAACGUACGGACUGAAGUGACUCAUAACCCACUGAUAUCAAUCCGGUGUGUGACAUCGACAACGCCUGUCGCCCCACAGAAUAAAUAUGUCCCAGGAGGCAGUGAACGGGGUCCCGUCCCGGGGAAAGGUGCUGACUAUGGAUAACAUGAACCCCAACCUGAAAAGGAUCGAGUACGCGGUCCGGGGUGUCCUAGUCCAGCGGGCAAUGCAGAUAGAGAAGGAGCUGAAUGAGGGAGUCAAGAAACCUUUCAAAGAAGUCAUCAAGGCAAACAUAGGUGAUGCCCAUGCCAUGGGUCAGAAGCCAAUCACAUUUUUUAGACAGGUUUUGGCUCUGUGUAUGUACCCUGAACUCCUGGAUGAUAACAUGUUUCCAGAGGAUGCCAAGAAAAGAGCACGUCGUAUUCUCAAGGCCUGUGGAGGCCAGAGUAUAGGUGCCUACAGUGCUAGCCAGGGUAUCGAGUGCAUCCGUCAGGAUGUGGCACACUACAUAGAGAGAAGAGAUGGCGGAAUUCCCUCAAACCCUGACAACAUCUACCUCUCCACCGGAGCCAGUGAUGCCAUUGUGACUAUGCUGAAGUUGCUGGUGUGUGGUGAGGGUCGUGACCGUACAGGAGUGAUGAUCUCCAUCCCUCAGUACCCUCUGUACUCAGCCACCCUGGCAGAGCUGGGUGCCGUGCAGAUCAGCUACUACCUGGACGAAGAGAACUGCUGGAGUCUGGAUGUCAAAGAACUUAGGAGAGCCCUCAAUGCAGCCAGGCAGCACUGCAAUCCUCGUGUACUCUGCAUCAUUAACCCUGGAAACCCCACUGGUCAAGUCCAGAGCAGGCAGUGCAUUGAAGAUGUAAUCCGAUUUGCCAAAGAGGAGCAUCUCUUCCUCAUGGCUGAUGAAGUCUACCAGGAUAAUGUAUAUGCAGAGGGCUGUAAGUUUCACUCUUUCAAGAAGGUCUUAUUCGAGAUGGGACCAGAGUACUCAAGCACAAUGGAGAUGGCCUCCUUCCACUCCACCUCCAAAUGCUACAUGGGAGAGUGUGGAUUUCGUGGCGGCUACAUGGAGGUGAUAAACUUGGAUCCUGAGGUGAAGUUCCAACUCACUAAACUGGUGUCGGUGCGUCUGUGCCCCCCUGUUCCCGGACAGGCUCUCCUGGACCUGGUGGUCAACCCCCCACAGCCCAGUGAGCCCUCCUAUGCCACAUUUAUGAAGGAGCGGACAGCAGUGUUAGCAGCGUUGGCAGAGAAGGCCAGGCUAACAGAGGAGACUUUCAACACUGUACCUGGUAUAACCUGUAACCCAGUCCAGGGGGCUAUGUACACCUUCCCCCGCAUCACUCUACCUCAGAAGGCCAUUGAUAAAGCAAAGGAAGAAGGCCAGGUUCCAGACAUGUACUACUGUAUAAGGCUGCUGGAGGAAGAGGGGAUCUGCCUGGUGCCAGGAAGCGGCUUUGGGCAGAGAAAGGGGACCUUCCACUUCAGGAUGACCAUAUUGCCUCCUACUGAGAAGCUGAAAGUUGUGUUGCAGAAGAUCCGUGACUUCCACCUGCGGUUCACACAAGAGUUUUCAUAACAAUCUUCCAACUAUCAACUGCAUCACAAGAACCAACUAAAUUCAGUGCCUUUGAGGGAGUGAAUGUGUCAUCACUUUCUGCAAUACCCAUCUCUCACCUUGAGGCUGUGUUCACACUAGACCAUCAAAGAAAUACCUUGAUUGAUUCCUUUUUUUAGACAGCUAAGAUCCUGCUCAUGUGUGCACAGCAUGUCAUGAUGUUCAUGACAUGAUGCACUUUCCUGAAAUAUUACCUGGCCAGGCUGUUAAUGUUCAGGAUAUUUUAAUGCCGACAUGAUUAUAUUUAAUACGUCCUUGUCACAGCUGCUGCUCCAGGUGCAUCUCAGUCCUGCCAAGACUUCUACAACCAAAUUAGUUAACAUGUUAUAGACUGUGUAUGAUGCACCACACUGAACCUGUCUCAGAAUGUAGCCACGUGUAGUAGUAGUGGUGAGGUUUCACUGUUCUUAAAUGUGAUUAAAACAUUUCUAAAGCA